Micropterus dolomieu (smallmouth bass) is the source of this 1605-nucleotide messenger RNA. RefSeq names its product ectonucleotide pyrophosphatase/phosphodiesterase family member 7-like. The record is from RefSeq and is a predicted model, not a curated record. The coding region runs from base 1 to 1419 and encodes 472 amino acids. NCBI's taxonomy places the organism in Eukaryota, Metazoa, Chordata, Actinopteri, Centrarchiformes, Centrarchidae. The transcript is spliced from 6 exons.
AUGUUGUGGACUGCAAGUCUCUGCCUCCUCUGGGCCUCGUCCAUCCUUGGAGCUCCGGUAAACAAACAGAGACAGAAGGUGCUGCUGAUCUCCUUUGAUGGUUUCCGAUGGGAUUACGACCGGGAUGUGGACACACCAAACCUCGACAAAAUGGCCAAGGAUGGAGUCAAAGCCCUGUAUGUCACACCUCCUUACCUCACUGUCACCAGUUCUACACACUUCACCCUCUUGACAGGCCGCUACAUUGAGAACCACGGGGUAAUCCACAACAUGUGGUUCAACACAACCACCACUGAGAAGAAGCCUUACUAUCAGACUCAGUUUGUGAAUGAGUGGUGGGAUAAUGGGACUCUGCCUAUCUGGAUCACAGCGCAGAGACAGGGCCUAAAAGCUGGCUCUCUUCACUUUCCUGGCACUGCUUCCAGUUACCAGGGACAGGUUGCUAUGGUGCGGGAAGUGGAGCCACUGCUUUACAACUACAAGAACGAGACCUUUUGGAGGGAAAACACAGACAAGGUGAUGGGCUGGUUCAGAGAUCAGGAUCUGGACUUUGUAUCCCUGUACUUUGGUGAGCCAGAUGGCACAGGCCACAAAUACGGCCCAGACUCCCCAGAGCGUCGGGAGAUGGUCAAGCAAGUGGAUCGAACAGUGGGCUACAUUCGACAAUCAGCUGAAAAGCACGGGCUAAACGACCACCUGAACAUCAUCAUCACAGCAGACCACGGCAUGACCACUGUGUACCGCAAUGGUCUGGUGGAGGAGAUCACCCUGUCCAAGAUCCCGGGAUUCUCGUUCAGUGACCUGUCCUUCCACCUGGUGGACUAUGGUCCUUCUGGGAUGCUGUUGCCAAAGCCGGGCAAGCUGGAGAAGGUUUACAAUGCCUUGAAGGGGGCCCAUCCACACCUCUAUGUGUACAAGAAGGAGGAGAUGCCAGAGCGCCUCCACUUCGCCAAAAAUGAUCGUAUCCUCCCCAUCAUUUUAUGGGCCGACCCUGGAUAUGUGAUCAACGGGUAUAUUCCAGUUCAGUUCAACAAGGGUGAGCACGGCUUUGACAACCAAGAAAUGGACAUGAAGCCCUUCUUCAGGGCAGUGGGUCCAGCAUUUCAUAAAAACCUGGAGGUGGGACCCUUUGAGACAGUGAACAUCUACCCCUUGAUGUGUCACAUCCUGGGCAUCCAGCCGGAGGUCAACGACGGCCACCUGAAUGCCACCAAACACAUGCUGGUUACUAGCGCUAUUACUCCGGGUGAAGGUUUAAAUCUGCAAAAUGUCUUUAUUGGACUGGCUGCAGUGGCUGGAUUUCUUGUUGUAGUUUUUAUAGUGAUGACAUCCCACAAAAUACUCAAGAAAAAACACAAAAGAUCAGGAAGUUCAAAACAUAUUCCAGAAGGGGAAAAAGCAAAACAAACUUCAUUUUGAUUAUCACAGAGAAAAGCAGAAAGCUUCAGUCUGAGAAACAGCUGCCUGUGGACAGUCCUUCUGACUCAUUCUGCUUUAUUCCAUGUGGGGAAAUGCACUCUGUGAAUUGCACAAGGAACCAAAGAGUUGUUCAAAACCGUUUUGCAAAUUAUUAUUUUUGUUGAAAACUGUGCAAUUCAAAUGAAC